AGCUAAACGGUGCCUGCACGGCCCACACCUCUGCAUGCAACCUUGCCAAGAAAAACUGAUGGAAUGAUGAGUCUUUUUAGAGAAACCAAACACAGCCUUAAUCCGUAACCCGCCACCUGUUUCUGCCCAACCGCGCAAAGCUGCUGAUUUGCACCGUGAGAGGUGUUUGUUCCCUUGAUUAGAUUUGAAUUGAAUUCAAGCACAACAGUAGAUCGUCUGACCCACCUGAUCUCUGCCUUCUAAACUGCAACAAUGAUUCACUUUGUGCUUCUCUUUAGCCGACAAGGAAAGGUGAGGUUGACAAAGUGGUACUCACCUUAUUCCCAGAAGGAAAGAACUAAGGUCAUUCGAGAGCUCAGUGGUUUAAUUCUCCCAAGAGGCCCAAAGCUUUGCCACUUUGUGGAGUGGAGGGGUUUUAAAGUCGUUUAUAGAAGAUAUGCGAGCCUGUAUUUUUGCAUGUGCAUCAAUCAGGAUGACAAUGAGUUGGAGGUCCUUGAAAUUAUUCACCUCUUUGUUGAAGUACUUGACCGCUACUUUGGAAGUGUCUGCGAGUUGGACUUGAUCUUUAACUUCCACAAGGCUUAUUUUAUACUGGAUGAGCUUUUGAUUGCUGGUGAACUUCAAGAGUCUAGCAAGAAAACAGUUGCACGUCUGAUAGCGGCACAGGAUUCUUUGGUGGAGACAGCUAAAGAGGAGGCAAGUUCGAUUAGCAAUAUAAUUGUGCAAGCAACCAAAUGAGAGUACAGUAAACUUCAAGCUGAUGGUACAUGAGAUCGCAGUCCAGUCUGUUGUUAGUCUAUUUUUCUGCUAAAUGUUUCUGUUAUGGAUGACUGACUUGAUUUCCCGUCCGUCCAAUUGUCAUUGAUUCACUUUCUUUAGUGGCAAAGCUGCAUAUUGUAGCAGCAGUACUUGAAAUCUGUUUCGCUCCUUGAUGGUUUGUCACAGUUGAGAUUUAGGAUUGUGCCAUGUUUUGUUUUCUUAAUUAAACGCGGUCAGAAAAUGGUGUUCCCUUUUUUUUGUCUCAAGGAAUGGAGUGGCUUUGGGCAAUGAAUGACUAUGGCUAUCUCAGCGGUUUUUGGCAAA
Rhododendron vialii is the source of this 1083-nucleotide messenger RNA. Its product is annotated as AP-1 complex subunit sigma-2-like. Bases 253 to 738 code for a protein of 161 amino acids. The record is from RefSeq and is a predicted model, not a curated record. NCBI's taxonomy places the organism in Eukaryota, Viridiplantae, Streptophyta, Magnoliopsida, Ericales, Ericaceae. Gene Ontology annotation, biological process: intracellular protein transport; vesicle-mediated transport. Gene Ontology annotation, molecular function: clathrin-cargo adaptor activity. The transcript is spliced from 7 exons. Gene Ontology annotation, cellular component: intracellular membrane-bounded organelle; membrane coat; AP-1 adaptor complex.